AUUUUCCCAUCGCGCGAACCACCGUACAGUUUCUCGAACUACAACCGCCGGUCCGGUCCGGUUUGGAACAGCUCCCACACUCACGAGAAGACCGUGAAGUAAACAGAACCGCCGACCUCUCUCUCCCCCAUAAAUAUUCUCCCCCACCUCUCUCUCCUCCCAUUUUCUUGCAAGCUCUCUCUCUCUCUCUCUGUUUUGAUGCUCUCCUUCUUCCUCCGAAAUCCGAACCCUUGGAUCUCUCUCCAAAUCAAGGGUUCAUAUUCGCCGAAAUUUCCGAUUCCUGAUGAGAUUCUCGCGUAUCGGGCAUCAGCUGUCCCCGUCUAAAACGGAGGGACGAAAGCAAUCUCAUCCCAAUUUCUCAGCGAUGGGUGUCGGUCGGAAUGUAGAAGGUCCGUCGUAUCGGUUCUGGAUCAAGUUCCAGAAGCAAUCCGUCUUCGCCGCGUAUACACCGUUCGUUCUGUCUUUGGCUUCUGGAAGAUUGGAAUUGGAGACGUUCCGGAAAUACAUCGCACAGGAUGUGUAUUUCCUUAGGGCUUUCGUGCAAGCGUAUGAUAUGGUGGAGGAUUGUGCAGACGAUGACGAUGCAAAGGCGGCGAUAUGCUAUUUGAGGAAUAGGGCUUUGGAGGAGAAGAAAAUGUAUGAUUUCUCAAUGAAAGAAUGGGGUGUGGACCUUGCAAAAGAGAGCUCUCCGAACCCUGCGACUCUUAAAUAUACAGAUUUCCUGCUAGCGACCGCUUCAGGAAAGGUUGAAGGAGGAAAAGGCCCUGCCAGAAUUGCAACUCCUUUUGAGAAGACAAAACUUGCUGCUUAUACAUUAGGAGCGGUGACUCCUUGCAUGAGGCUCUAUGCCUUUUUAGGUAAGGAGCUUCAGUCAUGUCUGGAUCCUGCAGAAACCAGUCACCCCUAUAAGAAGUGGAUUGGCAGUUAUGCCUCUGAAAGUUUUGAGGCAGCAACUAUGCAAACUGAGGAAAUGCUUGACAAACUAAGUAUCUCUUUGACGGGGGAGGAGCUUGAAGUCAUAGAAAGGCUUUAUCAUGAAGCUAUGAAUCUUCUGAUAGAAUUUUUGUCUGCUCAGCCAAUUGUUCAUCGAACUGUAGUCCCUUUCUCAAGAAUGCAGGAGCCAGCGGAGCGCCAUCUCGUUAUAUUUUCUGAUUUUGAUUCGACGUGUACUGUUGUUGAUUCCUCUGCCAUCUUAGCAGAGAUUGCGAUAUUAACUGCACCCAAAGCUGAUCCUAGUGGACCUGAAAAUCCAAUUGUUCGAAAGUCGUCAGCUGAUCUAAGGAGCUCGUGGGAUGUUCUUUCUAGUCAAUAUACUGAGGAACAUGAACAGUGGAUACAGAGCAUUAUGCCCAGUGAAAGAGUGAAUGCAUUUAACUAUGAAGGUCUAUGUAAAGCACUUGAGCAGCUUUCGGACUUCGAAAAACGAGCAAAUUCUCGAGUCAUUGAGUCUGGAGUGUUGAAGGGCUUGAAUUUAGAGGGCAUAAAACGGGCAGGGGAACGCCUAAUUCUCCAAGAUGGUUGUGUGGGUUUUUUCCAGCAGAUUGUAAAGAAGAAGGAAGAGCUUAAUGCAGAUGUCCAUAUACUUUCAUAUUGUUGGUGUGGAGAUCUCAUUAGGUCAGCUUUUUCAUCAGGAGGUUUAAAUGUUUUGAAUGUACGCUCAAAUGAGUUUGCUUAUGAAGAAUCUAUUUCCACGGGGAAAAUCCUGCAGAAGGUGGAAUCUCCCAUGGACAAGCUUCGGGAUUUCAAAGACAUCUUGAAGAACUGUAGUGAAGGCGGCAAACGUAUAUCAGUUUACAUUGGUGACUCGGUGGGUGACUUGCUUUGCCUGCUUGAAGCAGACGUGGGCAUUGUCAUCGGAUCAAGCUCAACCCUAAGGAGAGUGGGUCGUCAGUUUGGUGUCUUUUUUGUUCCCUUGUUCCCUGCUUUGGUCAAGAAACAGAAGGAAUUCAUUGAAGGGGUCCCAUCUACUUGGAAGGGACUGACUGGCACUCUUUAUAGGGUCUCUAGUUGGGCAGAAAUACAUGCCUUUAUUUUGGGGCUACACAAUCAUCUUUGAUGAGUUUUCUUUUCCGUGCUCAUCCCUUUUUGCUUAGAAGUUAGAAUGAAGCCAGGCAUUAUCCCUGGGAUGAAUAUCUUGAUGGUGGUGAAUUUUAUGAAGUGCCACCCAUCAACUCUUUCUUCUUUUCUUCAAUUUGGACUGCUGUGCAGAUUCAGUUGCCGGGAUUCACACAUUAUGGCAAUGAGCAGUCAAAGAGGUGGAGUAAGAUAUAAGAUGCUGUUUGUCUGAGUAGAUUUUGAUGCAAGUGAAAUUCUUUUACUGGGGAUGUAAGUGCAAUUCUUUCACUUGGGUUUGGAGUUUGGAAGAUGCAUGCCGCUUUAGUUUCACAGGGUGGUAUUAAUGCUGGUCAUCUUGUUUCAUGAAUUUUUACUGGGGUGAGUUUCAUGUAAAGCUUCCGACUCUGCCCAUUUUUUGUGUUCGAUUGGCUCUCCAAUGGACGAAUGGCUGGAACUUGUGGGUAUCAUUUCUUACUAAGUUCUCUUCCUGUCGAAACCUGUAGUAAUCUGAAGAAGGGCUACUUUUGCCUGAAAAGCUUUAUUAUUAUUAUUAUUAUUAUUAUUUUAUUUUUUUUGUUGCCACUCCACACUGUAGUGGAAUCAUUCCCCAUGAAAUAUACACCAAAACAAGUAAGUAUGCUUUAUGAAUGCAUGGUUAAAACGA
Magnolia sinica is the source of this 2719-nucleotide messenger RNA. RefSeq names its product bifunctional TH2 protein, mitochondrial-like. The coding region runs from base 284 to 2056 and encodes 590 amino acids. The record is from RefSeq and is a predicted model, not a curated record. Gene Ontology annotation, cellular component: cytosol. The transcript has 7 exons. Lineage: Eukaryota; Viridiplantae; Streptophyta; Magnoliopsida; Magnoliales; Magnoliaceae.